AUGCUGGUCCCCGCCCUCCUCGUCCUCUUAUUCUGCCUCAGAGGGCGUGCAGGCCUGUCACCCCACUUCCUGCAACAGCCGGAGGACCUGGUGGUCCUGCUAGGGGACGAGGCCCGGCUGCCCUGUGCUCUGGGCACAUACUCAGGAGUGGUCCAGUGGACUAAGGAUGGGCUGGCUCUAGGGGGUGAGAGGGACCUGCCAGGGUGGUCCAGGUACUGGAUAUCAGGGGAUGCAGCCAGAGGCCAGCACAACCUUCACAUUAGGCCUGUGGAACUAGAGGAUCAAGCAGCAUAUGAGUGUCAGGCUACACAGGCAGGCCUCCGCUCUCGACCAGCCCAGUUGCAUGUGCUGGUGCCCCCAGAAGCCCCUCAGGUGCUGGGCAGCCCCUCUGUGUCUCUGGUUGCUGGGGUUCCUGCAAAUCUGACCUGUCGGAGCCGUGGGGAUGCCCGCCCCACCCCUGAGCUGCUGUGGUUUCGAGAUGAGGUCCAGCUGGAUGGGGCUACCUCCUAUCAGACCCUGCUGAAGAAAGGGACCGUUGAGUCCGUGGAGAGCAUCUUAUCCUUUACCCCUUCCAGCCAUGAUGACGGAGCCACCUUGGUUUGCCGAGCCCGAAGCCAGGCCCUGCCUGCGGGAAAGGACACAGCUAUCACACUGAGCCUGCAGUACGCCCCAGUGGUGACUCUGUCUGCAGAACCACAGACUGUGCAGGAGGGAGAGAAGGUCACUUUCCUAUGCCAGGCCAGGGCCCAGCCUCCUGUGACUGGCUAUCGGUGGGCAAAAGGGGGCUCCCCAGUGCUGGGGGCCCGAGGACCAAUGUUGGAAGUGGUGGCCGAUGCCUCAUUCCUAACUGCGCCAGUGUCCUGCGAAGUCAGCAACGCCGUGGGUAUUGCCAACCGCAGCACCGCACUGGAUGUACAGUUCGGGCCGAUUCUACAGGCAAAGCCUGAGCCUAUGUCUGUAGACCAGGGGGAAGAAGCUUCCUUUAGCUGUGCCUGGCACGGGAAUCCGCUCCCACGGGUGACCUGGACCCGCCAUGGCGGUGCACAGGUGCUGGGCUACGGGCCCACGCUGCGUCUUCCCUCGGUGGGGCCAGAGGAUGCAGGCGACUAUGUGUGCAGGGCCGAGGCGGGGCUCUCCGGCCUGGGGGGCGGCGCUGCAGAGGCUAGGCUGACUGUGAACGCUCCCCCAGUAGUGACCGCCCUGCAUUCAUCGACUGCCUUUCUGAGGGGCCCCGCCCGGCUCCAGUGUCUAGUCUUCGCCUCCCCGGCCCCAGAAGCCGUGGUCUGGUCUUGGGAUGAGGGCUUCCUGGAGAAGGGUUCCCGGGGUCGGUUCCUGGUGGAGACGUUCCCAGCCCCGGAGGGCCGAGUUGGACAGGGUCCAGGCCUGAUCUCUGUGCUACACAUUUCGGGAACCCAGGAGUCUGACUUUAGCCGGGGCUUCAACUGCAGUGCUCGUAACCGGUUGGGUGAGGGAGAUACCUGGAUCAGCCUGGGCCGUAGAGAUGUGCUGCCUACUAUGCGGAUUGUGGCUGGGGUGGCCUCCUUGGCCACGACUCUCAUUAUAGUCAUCACUGGGGUGGCCCUCUGCUGCUGGUGCCAAGGCAAGGCCUCUUUCUCCAAGCAAAAGAACCAGGUUCACAUUCCAGGCAGCAGCCAUGGUUCCAGUUUGCGGGGCCCUGAGGAAGAGGAGACAGGCAGCAGUGAGGACCAGGGCCCCAUCAUGCACAUGGACAGCAGUGACCUGGUUCUGGAUGAAGAGGGGGCUCUGGAGACUAAGGACCCAACCAACGGUUACUACAAGGUCCAAGGAGUCAGUGUGAGCCUGAGCCUUGGCAAAACCCCUGGAGAUGGCCUCUUCCUGCCACCCUCUCCCCCUAUUGGACCUCUGGGUACCCCUCCUUUCUAUGACUUCAACUCACACCUAGGCAUGCUUCCCCCCUGCAAACUGUAUAGAGCCCAGGCAGGUUAUCUCACCACACCCCAUUCUCGAGCUUUUACCAGCUACAUCAAACCCACAUCCUUUGGGCCCCCAGAUAUGGACCCCAGGACUCCCCACUUCCCAUAUGCUUCCUUCCCCACACCCAGCCACUCUCGUCUCCAAACGCAUGUGUAGCAUCUCUCCAACUCAAAAGUGCUGGGAUCUUCAACUUGCCAUAACAGAUUGUCCUGAUUUCUAAAGAACCAGAGCAAGUUAGCGAACCUACUCCUCCAAAACUAAACAUUGAGGAGAGUGAUAGAUCAUUACUAUUGCCUAGGUUAUUGAUGGACAAUUUGCUCAGCCAAAGGGGAUGCCCUAAGUGGGAGCAAGAUGGCCACUAUGUCCACCUAUUCCCCUGUAUAAAAGAGAUUCAAGAUGUCAAAUGGUCCCUUCACAGAGGAAUAGAGAUGGGGUGAUGGGAGUUAGAGGCAGAUGUAGAAGUUGUUUACAGAUGCUGAAGGAAGAUAUUUCAAGAUGAGCACUUGCAUUGAGAAGAAAGAUAACAUAGAGAGAUUAAGAUGGAGCCCUAGCUGGUUUGGCUCAGUGGAUAGAGUGUCAGUCUGAAGACUAAAGGGUCCCAGGUUCAGUUUCGGUCAAGGGCACAUGCCCGGG
This is a messenger RNA of Myotis myotis, 2589 nucleotides long. It is a transcript of the gene KIRREL2, whose product is annotated as kirre like nephrin family adhesion molecule 2. The record is from RefSeq and is a predicted model, not a curated record. Gene Ontology annotation, cellular component: cell-cell junction. Lineage: Eukaryota; Metazoa; Chordata; Mammalia; Chiroptera; Vespertilionidae. The transcript has 15 exons. The coding region runs from base 1 to 2112 and encodes 703 amino acids. Gene Ontology annotation, biological process: cell-cell adhesion. Gene Ontology annotation, molecular function: cell adhesion molecule binding.